Messenger RNA from Magallana angulata, 4322 nucleotides. RefSeq lists its product as uncharacterized. Bases 433 to 2166 code for a protein of 577 amino acids. NCBI's taxonomy places the organism in Eukaryota, Metazoa, Mollusca, Bivalvia, Ostreida, Ostreidae. The record is from RefSeq and is a predicted model, not a curated record. The transcript is spliced from 9 exons.
AGGAAACAUGCUGUUGAACAUUCUGAAGGUGCUGAGGUUCCUAAACAGAAACCAGUAUUUCAUAAGAAAAUUGAUCUCAUGAAAUUGGACCAUGCACUGGAUUUUAUCUUCAAUCCAGCAUUUCAUCAGGUUUCCUCUGUUGGUACUAAAGAGAUGAGACUAGAGGAUGGCAGCAUUGUGUCCAUUCCAGAGGUGGUCAGAACAGUCUGGCACUCAACUCUGAUCAAACUCUAUCUGGCAUAUUGUGAAGAGACAGAGUUUAUUCCUCUGUCUAGGUCUACAUUGUUCCAUAUUCUUUGAGUUUGUCCCGCUUCAAGGCGCACAAAUCUGAAGGGUCUGGACAAUAUAACAGCAGAUGGAGAGAGCUCAUAUGAUGUGCUUCUAUCAGUAGUUGCAGAUGUGGAAAAGUACAUAACAGAUGGAUUAUUGCUAAUGGAACUGAAGGAAUGCAAAGAAUCCUUGGCAUCCAGUAGAAUUUAUAUGAAAACAGAUUUUAAAAUGCAUUUGAAACAGACUGACCACUGCAGUGAUCAUUGCAUUAACCAUGCUCUAAAAGAUCCGCUUGACAUUCAUUUCCAGCAAGCAUGUACUGACCACCAACAUGAUGUUGGUUGCGACCGCUGCCAAUUACUUCCAAAAGCAGUUUUAAAUUUGAAGGAAAUCCUGAGCAAUCUCGCAGAUCUUUCCCCCAACACCAGAGAAGAAUUGUUUAUGGAUAUUGAUGCAGCGGUAACAAAGAUUCUUCAAUGGAAAUGCCACAUAAUUAGAACUAUCAAUCAGGAUACUGCUAGGACACACACACUGAAAGAUCUCCAGCCUGGUGAUAUUCUUAUUAUUAUGGACUGGGCCAUGAAAUUCUUACCAAUUACAUUUAGAGAAAAACAGAGCGACUGGUAUGGCCAGAAGGGCAUAAAUUGGCACGUGUCUGUGUGCAUUUACAAGGAUGAAAACUCAAAUUUAAAGCAUAGAACAUUCGCUCACAUGUUGGAUGGAGUGCGUCAAGACUGGUUAGCGGUUGCCUGUCUUUUGGAAGACACACUUCAUCAUGUGAAACUGCAACUUCCCAGUACAACAAGGGCAUUUAUUCGGAGUGAUAAUGCCGGGUGCUACCAUUGCGGCAAUCUAUGGCUUGCCAUACCAGGCAUCAGUAGGCGCACUGGAGUGUUCAUAGACCGCUACGAUUACAGUGAGGCCCAAAGUGGGAAGUCCUACUGUGAUGCUAAAAUAGCCCACAUGAGAGGGAAGUUUAGCAAAGUUGUCGCAUCAGGAUAUAACAUCCUUACAGCAGCCAACAUGAAGUCUGCCAUAGACCUGUAUGAAGGAACAACUGGAUGUCAAGCAGCACAUGUUAAGCUCCAGGGAUUUCCUCCUUCUACAGCUAAGUGCCCAAUAAAGGGCAUAACCAAGAUUUCAAAUGUCAAGUUUGAACCAAAGCAUCUAACAACUUGGAGGGCCUUCAAUAUUGGCACAGGCAAGCAGUUGCCUAUUGAACAUGAAAACAAUGACCUGGCAGAAUUAGAAAUUAUAUCUGAUUUUGUUUUGAAAUCUGGAUCAGUUGGGCACAUUCAAAACCCCAAAGAGAGCAAUGAUGUUGUUGAUUCUUCAGAUGAUCAUGCUUUUAAUUGUCCUGAAGCAGGAUGUACCCAGAUCUUCACAAGAUACAGUGAGAUGCAAAACCAUUGCUUAAUCGGCAAUCACACUUACCAGCUCCAAGCAAGGUCAUCUUAUGAUGAUAUAAAAAUGAGAUGGAUGGAUGCAUGUUGUACACUAUCAGAAGAUACUCUGAAAUAUUCUAAAACCGGAGAAGGGGUCACUGAGCAAGUGUGUGUGCAGUCUGAUAUGGGUUGGGCUUUGAAAAAAGAGAGAAAAAGUGCUAGAUUCUCAGAUGACUUGAAAUCAUAUCUUAGUGAUAUAUUCUUGCAAGGAGAGAGUAGUGGAGCAAAGGUACAUCCAUCAGUUGUCGCUAAAAACAUGAGAGUUGCUAAAAAUGAAAAUGGAGAAAAAAGAUUCAGUGCAAACCAAUAUUUGGCUGUUGGUCAAAUCUCAUCUUUUUUUUCAAGACUUUCUGCAUUGAAAAAAACGUCCUCCACAGAUAUCAGUGAUGAUGAUUUGGAUGCAGUUCUUUUGAACAUUGCUAAGGCCGAAACAGCUGCAGAAUUUCAGUAGGAAUGACAUAAUUGACUGAGAUAGAAACAUUACUCAUUUUGUGACAAGGACUGAAAUUGUUUGAUACAUAGAUGUAUAUAACUUAUGCAAAGUGUUUUUAUUGUGACAAUAUCUGUAGAUUUUAAAAGAAAGCUGGGUGGUUAACACAUUACUCAUCAGCUCUUAGUAACCUUUAAUUUUUAGAUAUGACGUGCUAAGCUAAAGGAAAUCAUUAAAUUUCAGCUGGUGAACGUCAGUAUUUUUUAAAUAUCUUUAUAAAGAGCUCUUCCCUUUAAGAAUACCAGUGAAUACUAUCUUACAAUGACCUCAACCAUCCAGCCCUGUUAAUUCAUUCUUGUUUUAUGAUAACAUGGUAUCAUUUCAAUUGAAUUGAUGUACAAGAUUGUGUGUAAUGGGAUGAGGGGUGAGCAAAACUCCAUUUUUAACGAAUAAUCUACAUGAACAGUCUCUUCAGAUAUUAUGUACGAUAAUAAGUAAAAUUAUUGUCUGAUAAUGAUUGCAUCGGUUGACCAAUACACCACUGGGUAGUAAUUUAAAUACAAUUUACAUGUAAAAUUAAUACAUAAUUGAUACUUUGACCAAAAACCAUGCUGAUAUAUUGAACCCCAUGUAUUUUCAUAUGAAUAUCAUCCUCAUAGUUCCUACUUGCUGAAAUUCUCUAGAAGAACAAUUAAAUGUGGAAGCUCAAUUUAAUUUGUUUUUCAUAUUUUCUUUAAUAGGAUUAAAUAGCUCAAUCACAGGUAUAAUAAUAUAAUUAAAUUCAUGUCAAACAAAAAAUGUACAUAGGUUAUUAAAAAAAAAAUACUGUGCCUAAUGGAUUAGAUAAGUUUUUCUCCUUAAUUGCAAAUUAUUUCAAGAAAUAUAUAAAAAUGGACUGAAAAUCUUGUAAGACAAUUGCUCUGCAUGAUUUAGUGAUCGAUGUGUUCAAAAUUUUAAUAUUUGGCUCAUGAUUGAAAGCGCCCAAAUGUAAGGUAUUGAACAGAUAUCACAUUCUUACCAUCACCUGCAUAUCAAUUACCUAUUGGUCUAUUCAGGUGUGCUAAGUUAAACAAAUUGUUAAAAUGUCAAAAAACAGACAGUAAAUGGUCUGACAAACCACUGGUAGUUAAAGAAAAUGAAAAAAGGGCAAUUUAGCAAAAUUCACAUUUUCGCAAUUCUAUUAUAUCAUGAUAUUAGAGGUAUUGUGACAUAGUAUUGAUACAUUUCCCAAAGAAAAUAUUAUGCAUAGUUUAAAACAAAUGACCUUGAACUUGCCUAAAUGACCCUGGGUCAAGAUGAUGACACACAUUCAGAUCUUUUGCAAUCUUUGACAAAUUGUAUGAAGUGAAAACUCCCCCAGUUUCUAUUCACUGGACACAAAUAAUGCACUUUUUCUUCAAGUGACCUUGAACUUAUCUAAAUGACCUUGAGUCAAGGUCUUGUCACACCUCGGGCCAUCAACAGUUUUUGUGUGAUAUAGAAAUUCCUAAUCAUCAUGUUACUCCAAAAGAAAUAUAUGGAUCAGACACUUUUUAUUUAAGUGACUUUGAACUUGUCCACAUGACCUUGGGUCAAGGACACAACACAACCUUGUUUCCUACAAAUAUUAUAAUUGGUGGAAAAAAAAUCUUUUCAUAACAUUUAUCUGAUUUAUGCAGUAAAACUUCUAAAAUGUGUGUUCUUAAAGGGAUUUGUUUGUAUUUUCAGUAUAAAAACAACCAUUUUUUGUUGCCUAGCAACGGGCAUAUUAAAGAAAGAGCCCACGGAAAUAAAAGUAGAUAUAAUUAUUUCAUCUCCUAUUUAUUCAUUUUGAAUAUACUUACCAUGCAUAUUUAUCUGACUUUUUUUGCUUUACUAAAUUAAAAUAGACUAAAAACUGCUUAAAACGCUGAUUCAGCAAAAUUUGAAAAUGACCUAUCUUUUGAGGAUCGGUAGAAAUAAAUUCCUUUAUCUAUUUAAUCUAUUUUGGUGAUGAUUAUAGUAUAUAAUAUAAUGUUUUUAAGAUAUCAGAUUUUGUUUAAUCAGAUUGAUUCUUAAAGAUUAAAUUUUAACAUCUGAAAUGGUGAUAGUAUACCAAAACCAUAGAGCAAAUUCAGCUCCGUUGCUAAGGGAACUAUCUUUAACUGAUUUCCAUAGCAACGUUUCAUGAAUUUAAUUUUUAUUUUACAUACACUAUA